CCCUUCUCCCAUCCCGGUGAUCGCGUCGUCGUGGUUGGCAUUCAAUCCACCACGGAACGGCAUCAUCGAGCAGAGCACUAUAGCCUUCAAGCCAACUUUACUUCACUUAGAUACAUCUCAUGCUUCUAUGAGAUUGGUUAACUCAGUUACUCAGUCCAGUUCGAUAAAAGACCGUCCGUGUGCUUCUGAACCGCUUAACAGGUGCUUCUUUUCUCAAACAACUCAACUAUACUUUAAUAAAUCGGCCGAUUCAUUUUUUUAAUAAUAAUUUCGAGUGAUUAAUCAAAAAAUUUUUUGAUUUUUAACAGAGAUCGAAUUGAUGAUGCCGAUUCCGAUUCUCGGGUGAACUCCGCGUGAAGAAAUAGAAAAGCGAUUGGAGAGAUCAAGACUGUCCUUAAACGGCUAACGAUUUACUUGUUGGUACUAGAAAUGGCGAGUUUUAAAACCGCGUUAGGAGCUCAAGAACUAACUGACAAAAAAGCCGGCCUAUGGAGAGCUUUGCUCGCUGAAUUCUUCGGAACAAUGCUCCUGAAUUUCUUCGGAUGUGGAGCAGUGAUCACCCAGAAUGUUGUAGCGAUUGCCUUGGCGUUUGGAUUGGCCGUCGCUGGAGCUGUCCAAGGAAUUGGGCAUGUUUCUGGUGGUCAUAUUAACCCGGCUGUUACUUUUGGACUUUUAGCAAUCGGCAAGAUACCAGUUGUCAGAGCACUUUUGUACGUAAUAGCGCAAAGCGUAGGCGCAAUAGCCGGGUCAGCGAUGAUCCGAGCUCUAUCUCCAGAAAAGAUGGAACCAUUCUUGGGAUUAGUGAGCUUAGCUCCUGGAGUGACUCCUGUCCAAGGUCUAGGGGUCGAAUUCUUCCUGGCGUUGAUUCUGGUGAUCGUCGUCUGCGGAGCUUGCGAUGGCGCGAAGCCAGAGAGCAAAGGAAUCGCGCCUCUGAUAAUCGGGCUGGCCGUCACUGUGGGACAUAUUGUCGGAGUCCCAAGAACUGGGGCUGGAAUGAAUCCUGCUAGGUCUUUGGGUAGCUCCGUUGUGAUGGGCAGCUUUGAAAAUCACUGGCUCUACUGGGUAGGACCCAUCCUCGGAGGAAUCGCUGGAGGGCUUAUUUACACCCACGCGAUUGGUCCGGCUAAGGAACCUGAACUUCCGAAAAAUUAUUCUUCGGUUGCUACUGAAGAAAAAGAGCUCCACAGACUAACUACCAGGAAGGGAACACCUGCUUGAGAUUACUCCAAUAAUCACCCAUAUAGUCAUCCGGCUAUACUCAUCACUCGUCUUCACUUACAAGAGAUCCAGUUCUUCUUCAUCAAUUAAAUAUUCUAAAAAUUCAACUAUUUAUUUUACUUAUUCAUGUUUCAAAAGAAAAUUGUUAAAGUAUUUUAUGGAGAUUUAUUCUUCACUAUUUUUUUAUUGAUUAUUAUCACAAGUUAUUUAAAAAUAGUACUGAAAUUAUAUAACAGAA
Cotesia glomerata is the source of this 1456-nucleotide messenger RNA. Its product is annotated as aquaporin AQPAn.G. The transcript has 5 exons. Gene Ontology annotation, cellular component: plasma membrane. Gene Ontology annotation, biological process: transmembrane transport. The record is from RefSeq and is a predicted model, not a curated record. Gene Ontology annotation, molecular function: water channel activity. Lineage: Eukaryota; Metazoa; Arthropoda; Insecta; Hymenoptera; Braconidae. Bases 430 to 1218 code for a protein of 262 amino acids.